AUGGAAAAGCUACAUUUCCUCGAGGGUAGCUUUAUGGCCAAGCUGAUAGUUCUCCUUGCUAUGACCCUUCGUUUUGUGUUGGCGAGGAAUCGGUUUUGGGCCCUAUGGAACGGAGUCGGAGUUUUAACGAGCGGCCUAAAUAUCAAAGCCGUGAAGCUCGCACAAGACAACCUCUUGGGUGUGGACCACGUCGCCAGCUUUGUACGGGUUCAGCCACCUCACAGUAUUGUUUUCACGCACGGCGACAUAGCCUCUAGCAAUAUUCUCAUUCAUGGGGAUUCAAAUGGUUGCGAUGUUGGAUUGGCAAAUGGCAGGAUUCUACCCGGAAUACUGGGAGGUGCUGUGGACAAGGGUCGUGCAGCCCCUGGCCACUUGAACCAUGCCGUUCUUCUGCAUCUACAACAGAUCGUUCAAGUCGCGCAACAUAUUCCAUUGUCUGUUCGUUCAUCGGUGAGAAAGUUCAAUUUCCAGACGAAUUUCACAUCUACUCCCAAAGUCCAAUCCCCUUUGCUUUUACGUUGCCAUUUUGUUGUUGCCUACGGGACGCAUGUCGAUUCACAUAUGGGGAAAAUGGGGGAUAGGCACGUUCAGUCACCGGCAAUAGAAGCCGUGGCCAGACCGGAAAUACGGAAAGUUGUUGUCAUGUCGAAUUUGCACUCAUUCCUUAGUUACCGGCAUCUUCGACCCAGUAAAGCCAAAAGACAUUCACCUGAUACCAAUGCUACUACAUUCGUGGAGACUCCCGCGUUCUUAAUGGGACACAGCGGGGGAGGCGCGGAAUGUCUCUACUACGUCCUCAACUCGUCUGUGGAACUUCCUCCCAUUCGCGCGAGUUCUGGCAUUUGCGCCCCUUUAUUGCUCUUCACUCCAGCACCCGUCCGUGGAACACAUCGCAAUUUUUCCUGGGCAGGCUGGAGCGGAGGAAGGAUCCUCUGUGUCCUGAUAUGGGGACACUGGACGGAUUGGGAGGACCAAUAUGGCGCAGGUCAUGGCUCUGCGGACGAGGUUGAUUGUUACGAAGCCAGCCGUUGCUUUGUGGAGCGACUCAAGUUGGAUGAAAAGACUUUUUAA
This is a messenger RNA of Paracoccidioides brasiliensis Pb18, 1071 nucleotides long. RefSeq lists its product as uncharacterized. The transcript has 6 exons. The record is from RefSeq and is a predicted model, not a curated record. Bases 1 to 1071 code for a protein of 356 amino acids.